Messenger RNA from Dendrobium catenatum, 747 nucleotides. RefSeq names its product ethylene-responsive transcription factor ABI4. Gene Ontology annotation, cellular component: nucleus. Lineage: Eukaryota; Viridiplantae; Streptophyta; Magnoliopsida; Asparagales; Orchidaceae. The transcript has a single exon. Bases 1 to 747 code for a protein of 248 amino acids. Gene Ontology annotation, molecular function: DNA-binding transcription factor activity; transcription cis-regulatory region binding. Gene Ontology annotation, biological process: positive regulation of DNA-templated transcription; response to stress. The record is from RefSeq and is a predicted model, not a curated record.
AUGGAUUCCUCCUCGAACCAACCCUCCCCAAUAGAACAGUACCCUCUUUCCCAUCCCAACAGUCCUACAAGCAGCGGCAGCAGCGGCGGCUCCAGAAAAGUCCGUAGAGGUAAAGGCGGUCCUGACAACUCCAAGUUCCGCUACCGCGGCGUUCGCCAACGCAGUUGGGGAAAAUGGGUAGCUGAGAUCCGAGAGCCGAGAAAACGCACGCGCAAAUGGCUUGGAACUUUCUCUACGGCCGAAGAAGCUGCCCGCGCUUACGACCGCGCCGCUCUAAUUCUGUACGGCCCCCGCGCUCAGCUAAAUCUCCAACCCUCCUCUUCCAAUAGCUCCACAGACGGUGCUAAUGGCCGUAAUUCCUCUUCUUCCUCUUCUAGCACCUCUUCAUCAACCACUACGCUUCGGCCUCUUCUCCCCCGCCCAACUGGCUUCCCUCUCCCCAUACUCCCAUACUCCUACCCCACUAUCCCAUACCCUUAUCCCACUCAACUCACCACCGGUGCCGCUGUAACUCCGCCGGUCGGAGUUACAAACAUGGGAUCUGAGGAAAUGAACUCUCUUGUAGGUUCAAUGAGCUCUGGACUGUCUAUUUCUUUCCCGCCGGAGCCGCCUUCUGUGGAAGUGGGUUCGGCAUCGAUGGAUAUUCCAGCUACGCCGUCGAUGGGAGGAGGGUGGGGUUAUGAGGAUUAUUCUAUGGCGAGUGCUUGUUUUUGGGAUGAUGCUGAUCCUUUCUUGUUCGAUUUUUGA